Molecule: messenger RNA, 1644 nt
Organism: Mycena indigotica
Lineage: Eukaryota; Fungi; Basidiomycota; Agaricomycetes; Agaricales; Mycenaceae
Product: Dual specificity kinase 1
Exons: 9
Coding region: 1-1644 (547 amino acids)
Biological process (GO): peptidyl-serine phosphorylation; endocytosis; signal transduction
Cellular component (GO): nucleus; cytoplasm
Molecular function (GO): protein serine/threonine kinase activity; ATP binding
Source: RefSeq, a predicted model, not a curated record
AUGGGAGACGCAAUACCCCGAUAUCUUGCCAAUUACUAUCUCGGCGAGAAUUUGGGCUCGGGUUACUCAGGAUCUAUAUACCGAGCCACACACAUCCACUCGGGUGAUAUUGUUGCCCUGAAGGUGCAGCAUGUCAAUCACGAAUGCCCCACCAACCGAUAUGAGCGAAGUUUUUAUCCAUCACUGCAAGGCGGCGUCGGAAUGCCCACGCUCUGGGCUUGCGGGGUAGAGGGGCAGUGGGACUAUCUGGCGAUUGACCUCCUGGGACCAUCGCUGGACUCGCUUUAUCGGAAAAGUGGCCAGGAGACGAUGGAACUGAGUUCUGUCUGCUCUCUCGCGAUGCAACUCAUUUCGCGGCUAGAGUUUAUGCACAGUAGAGGCAUUCUACACAGAGACAUCCAACUCGGGAAUUGUGUAAUCGGUCUACCGCCAAACGACCACAUUAUCUAUAUGAUUGACUUUGGCUUUAGCAAACGUUAUAUCGACCCAUACACGAAUCGCCAUAUUUCGGAUUCAAGGGCUAAACGGCGAGUAGCAGUCUUAUUUACGUAUCCAGCGUGGUCAUUACCUCUGCAUUCAGAGCUUUCUGACCUCGAAGAUAGUUCUGUUGGUGUGCAUUGUCGUGGAAGAGUUCCUACACGCCGCGACGACUUGGAGGCAGCAGCCCUUAUGCUCAUUCACCUACUCAUUCCCCGAGGAUUGCCAUGGACAAGAAACGGAGUGCCCAAGACCGACGAAGCACACGACCGUUUGAAGAAGGAGAAGAAAGCCGCUCGACCUGAAGACCUCUGCCGGGGACUACCACCAGAAUUCGAAGACUUUUUACGCUAUUCCCGAGGCCUGCAAUUCUCCGAAUGCCCAGACUACGAAAGGUGGCGAGAGGUGUUCAAGGAUCUAGCGGUUGACUCUGGUUUCCCUGAGGAGGAUGAUUUUGUCUGGCCACCAGUGGAGAAUAAAAUUCAUCCAAGAGCUGGCCCGCGUCGUAGCCAGGCUCCACCGCCAGACGAAAUGGCACGGAUCCUCAAUGAUUUGACAAAUCUUGAUCUGGGCGAAGUCAGAAUAGGUGAUCGUGCAAUAGUCGAUGAAGCUGUCCGAAGAGCGAAAGCAGCAGCCCGAGAUGAUUCGACAAAGAGCCUGGAAGUCAUUGACAUCAGUAGCGACUCAGAAGAGGGCGACAACACGAUUCCACCUCCACAUUUGACACCGAAAGCGCACAAACUCAUGAAACUGGUCAAACGCGCAGAGGAUGCCACUGAUAAUUCAACACUGGCACAAUGCGUGUUAGAGUUUGUGGGUAUUCUCAAGUCCAACUCUUCAAGGACUCUAACGAAGGAGGGCUUUGCGUUCAUUGACACACUUUGUAAACAGCUGUCCGACCCAUCAGUUUUCAUGCUCCCACUACGAACGUCGAAACAACGGUCGUCCGAUAAAAGCAUACAGCAAGACAAGGAGCCAGCCCAUGUGAAGCUAGGUGUUGUGGCGAGUCUGCGACGCGAAGUGCAAACUGCUCGUAGCAACAAAGAACUGGCGCAGAUGGCGGAGAGGUUUGGACAAGUGACAAACAAAAGCAACGGUCGAACUGUGACCAAGGAUGGAUUCGCCUUUUUUGAGGGCAUGGCCGAAAGGCUCAAAGUAUUGCAUUAA